This is a messenger RNA of Notodromas monacha, 1347 nucleotides long. The record is from the annotation of a GenBank genome assembly. NCBI's taxonomy places the organism in Eukaryota, Metazoa, Arthropoda, Ostracoda, Podocopida, Cyprididae.
AUUAAGUAAAACACUAUGAAUGUCUCAAUUCUGUGGAGAUUAUCAUUCGCUCGAAAUAUCUAACUCGUGGCAAUCGUGGGUGACAUAGAAGGUGAGAAAAGUUUUCCUCAAGUUAUUUCGAAAAACAUUUAGUGGUGUUCAGCACGGUUCGGAGGAAAGCAGAAUUUUUAUUCCUCAAAUUGUGGUCAUCCAGUUAUUCACCUCAUCGUUAGUCGCGCCACAGCCGCCGAUUAACUUUUUCUGUGGUUCAGCAGACUUCAGGGAUAACAUCAAGAUGAUGAGCAUGAUAGAUCCAGUUUCCUUCGCCAAGGAUUUCUUGGCUGGAGGAGUCGCUGCAGCAAUUUCAAAAACUGCUGUAGCACCAAUCGAAAGAGUGAAACUGUUGCUUCAAGUUCAAGCUGUUUCGAAGCAACUGAGCCCAGAAAAGCAAUACAAGGGUAUCAUUGAUUGCCUUGUCCGAAUCCCGCGCGAACAGGGCUUCUCGUCUCUAUGGAGAGGAAACUUGGCCAAUGUCAUUCGGUAUUUCCCGACCCAGGCCUUGAAUUUUGCCUUCAAGGAUAAGUACAAGCAGGUCUUCCUCGGAGGUGUCAACAAAGAUACUCAGUUCUGGAGGUUUUUUGCUGGCAACUUGGCUUCUGGAGGAGCUGCUGGAGCUACAUCGCUGUGUUUCGUAUAUCCCCUCGAUUUCGCUCGAACUAGACUGGCUGCUGAUGUCGGAAAGGGGUCGAAUCGAGAGUUCAAUGGAUUGAUUGACUGUCUAGCGAAGAAUUUGAAAUCUGAUGGCCUGAUGGGUUUGUACCGUGGGUUCGGUGUCUCAGUUCAGGGGAUCAUCAUCUACCGAGCUUCCUACUUUGGUUUCUUCGACACCGCCAGACACGUCCUCAUGCCUGACCCAAAGAACACAUCUCUGUUGUUUAAAUGGUUCAUUGCUCAGAUUGUCACGACUGUUGCUGGCUUCACAUCGUAUCCCUUCGACACCGUGAGACGUCGCAUGAUGAUGCAAUCUGGCCGGAAAGGAGCUGACAUUGCAUACAAAAACACCAUCGACUGCUGGAAGAAAAUCCUUGCCCAGGAAGGUGGAGCAGCUUUCUUCAAGGGUGCAUUUUCCAAUGUUCUCCGUGGAACUGGUGGGGCCUUAGUGCUUGUGUUGUACGACGAAUUGAAGGAACUCAUGUUUGGUGGAGACCUCGGUCCAACUUCCGACUAAAAUUAUGUGCGAUCGGCAAACUGACGUCGGAUGAAUGCGUUUAUAUUUAUCGCGUAUUUAUGUGUUGGUCUCUUUCGUUUCGUCCUUGAAUGACGACAGGAUCAUUUACUUUCCGAAAUAAAGGAUUCUAAUUCCCAGAA